Molecule: messenger RNA, 456 nt
Organism: Aspergillus glaucus CBS 516.65
Lineage: Eukaryota; Fungi; Ascomycota; Eurotiomycetes; Eurotiales; Aspergillaceae
Exons: 1
Coding region: 1-456 (151 amino acids)
Source: RefSeq, a predicted model, not a curated record
AUGUCCCACACGAAAUUCGUACGAUCUACGGGAUCAAAUCGCUUAGCUCUUGCCGCAUCCUUCACCGGACUCACGAUUAAUGUCACUCUCGCGCAACUUAUGCCGCCCUUCUACGCCCUUGCCGGCGUGAAUGCCUGGCAGUCGAGCGUGUGGCUCGUCAACCGUCACUGUGCCAAGAAAGAAAUCAAACGCCGCGUCAAUGAGGAUCCUCAAGUUAAGGACCUUUUCAAAGGUCGCCGUCGCAGAGCCAUCGUUACUGGUGUCUGUCUCAAGGUGUUGACGGCCGGGUUGGGUCUGGGUCUCGACGAUCUCGGGUCCUUGGCUGACGCAUAUCCGUUUAGUAAGGCCAAUGCAUACGUUACUUAUGCAUUUCCAAUUUUCUUUGCCUAUUUGUCUCAUAUUCCCAACUAUUCUUUUCCUGCUUUGAUUUAUGAACACCAUAUUGUCUAUAACUGA